AUGGAGUCGGAAGAAAAAAAGGAAAUGCAAAAAGAAGCAUCAGUGAGCAGCUUACCUGCUGCCUUACAGUGGAAACGUGCUGCUCUGAUGGCUAAAACUGCUGCCGCUUCCAGAGAAAACAUCGACGAUGACAGCGAUGCGGAGGAUGUAGACACGAAGCAACAGAUUAAAUAUGGCAACAGAUGUCAGGCUGCAUGCGGCAUAUUGAAAGAGUACUGUGAUUAUAGUACCAUUCAUGGUUUCCGGUAUUUGGGCGAAACAAAGCGACCUCGUUGGGAAAGGCUCUUCUGGGUGUUUGUGCUAAUUUUCUCCAUUUACACUUGCGUUACGUUGAUACUGAAUAUUUGGGAUAAAUGGAAUAACAAUCCGGUGAUUGUAUCGUUUGCUGAGAAAUCCACACCUGUCUGGCAAAUACCAUUUCCAACGGUAACAGUUUGCACCGAAACAAAAGGAAGGCAAACUGUUUUCAAUUUCACUGAAAUCUAUUGGAAAAUCUCCGACAAACUCAAUAAUAUUACCGACGUUGAUUUGACGGAUGAGGAGAGCCUGCGCAUGGAAGCAUUAGCGCAGGUGUGCGAUGCACAUUUGUUGGCCGAUUUGAAAUUUGGACACAAAACGGCCUCAGGCGCCGAGGUUGUGGACGCUUUGGGUGCAGUAACGCCGCAAUUCAAUGAAACCUAUUUAAAUUGUAAAUGGCGUAAUUUUCCCGAAAAGUGCCAACAAAUGUUUCAGAAAUUCAUAACCGAAGAGGGGGUGUGUUAUAGUUUCAAUUCGCUUAAUGCAAGGGAGAUCUACCGGCCGGAGGGCAUAAUUAAGGAAAUGCUUUUCCAAACGGAAAAUCGCACUGCCACAGAUUGGAAUGUAGAAGAUGGUUAUAGCUCCAAUGCCGAUCCUGAAACGUACCCAGAACGUGUGCUUGGACCUGGUGCACGUGCUGGCCUUUAUAUGGUUUUGAAUGGCUUCGAACAGGAUUUUGAUAAUUUGUGUCGCGGUCCAGUGCAGGGUUUUAAGAUCAUUUUGCAUACACCCGGCGAGGUCGCACAAAUAUCAAAGCAAUAUUUUCGUAUACCUUUCGAUCAGGAGGUUUUGAUUUCAAUCAAACCAAAAAUUAUAACUACAUCGGAGGGUUUGCGUCACUAUGAGCCACAUAGACGCCAAUGCUAUUUCCAAAAGGAACGCCAUUUGCGCUACUUCCAAAUUUAUACGCAAAGCAAUUGCGAACUUGAAUGUUUAUCGAAUUUUACGCUCACCAGAUGUGGCUGUGUCAAAUUUUCAAUGCCUCACACGCCGGAAACACCUGUUUGUGGCGCCAUAAAUGUGAAAUGUAUCAAUCAAGCCGAGGAUGAGCUGUUGCUGAAGGAAUUCAAUCAGGGAGCUGAAACGGCAGAAGAAAAUGUACGUGGACGCACUGAAUGUGAUUGUUUGCCCUCCUGCACUUCGAUUGCAUAUGAGGCUGAAAUUUCCCAAUCCGAUUUCGAUUAUAAGCUAGUGGCAAAUGCAUUCAAACAGGAAGAAACGGAGAGUUUUAUGGCGAACAACAAAAUGUCACGCGUCUCGAUAUUCUUCAAAGAAGCACAAUUUCUAACCUCUAGACGAUCAGAGUUAUAUGGUACCACCGACUUUCUGGCUAACUGUGGUGGUUUAUUGGGGCUUUUUAUGGGCGUUUCCAUACUGAGUAUAGUGGAAAUUUCAUAUUUCUGCUCUGUACGGCUAUGUACAAAUUUGCGUAUGCGUCACGCGAGGCGUAAAGAGCUGGAAAAAGAUCAAGAAACAGUGAAGGAGGCCUAG
This is a messenger RNA of Anastrepha obliqua, 1788 nucleotides long. It is a transcript of the gene ppk26, whose product is annotated as pickpocket protein 28. NCBI's taxonomy places the organism in Eukaryota, Metazoa, Arthropoda, Insecta, Diptera, Tephritidae. The record is from RefSeq and is a predicted model, not a curated record. Gene Ontology annotation, molecular function: ligand-gated sodium channel activity. The coding region runs from base 1 to 1788 and encodes 595 amino acids. Gene Ontology annotation, biological process: sodium ion transmembrane transport. Gene Ontology annotation, cellular component: membrane. The transcript is spliced from 9 exons.